AUGCCUCCCAAGAAGGGUCAGCGUAAGUCGAUGCCUGCGCGCAUAAAUAAAGCGCCUACAUUGACACCCUCUCGGCGCUCACCCCGAGUACCUCCCCCGUCAAAAAGUACAAAUGAGAGCGUUCAACCCGCCAAAACGUUGAACCUUACAUCCGCCUCUCCGCCAGACAAUUCUAUCAAUAUUCGUUUUUACACUCCAACCCCACCUGUUCCAAGUCCUAGUUCACGUGGCACGUCUCCUGAAACACCAUCUUCACGCCGGAGAGCCUUUCAAUCUCGUCCGUCACGUCUUUCAACUGUACACACUCCAGCCCUAGAAGCCCCGGCCACCACCCCGGGGAGUCGACGGACAAGACGAACAGCUGCGCUUGAAACACCGAAGCCAGCAGUCUCGGAUAUCGACUUUCCAGAUAGCUCUGUCAACGCCAGCUGGACGGUUGACCAGUACAUGGGUAGCUUUGAAUCUGAAGGAACAGUUGACGGUCCCUCAAGCCCUACUAGUGCUCCCGACAUGCGGAACUCAUCCCGGGUUCGCAAACCCACCAUGAGGGCCAUUGAAUCUUUCGAAUCAUGUAAGAAGAAACCUCGCCGCAAUAAUACGAUUAUGUCCACCCCGACCGUGGAAACUCCUCCCCCCGUGGCCACCAAGGUUGUGAAGAACAAUGUGUCGAAAAAGCCUACACCUAUGAAGACAACCAGAAAGUCAAAAAGAAUGUCCAAUUUGAACAUGCGAAAGAAUGCUGUUUUAAUCGGUUUCGAUAUUGACCCGAAAUUGGCUGGCAAACGGCUGUAUGACUUGACUGUUCAGGCUCUCAGCCCUGAGUUCACCCUCCCUUUGAAUUUCUCCGUGCUCUGGGAGCAGCAGCGAAAUGAAUACUUCCGCCUUCAAGAUGAAGAGAAAUAUGGCACUGACAUGUCCGCCACCAAGCCCAACUCGCCGAGUGAUAUUGAUGUUGAUGAUGAUAUCGAUAUGAUCAACCAAGACCCCCCAGCGCCUGAAAUUGCUCCUUCUCCUCCUACUCCACCCACCACAGUCAUUGAGGGCUCAAGCAUCUUGAGCUACAAAAAGCAGUCUGACACCAAGGUCAGCAGCGAUGGCUGGAUUCAGACUGGCUACGUUAACUCCAGCGGUGAAGAAGUCUCUCUGAUUCCCGACAAAUACCACCCCUAUUAUCCAGCUCAUACUUACGGCUCCGAGGGUCUUCCUUUCCCACCCGUGCGCGCCAGAAACAGCCAGCAGGCCGAGGCCGACAUCUCUCACAGCUUCGCUCCUCUCAUGGGAGACCGUAAUCUCCCAUCCCACACUAAUUCCCCCUUCGUCACUGAAAACGUGGAAGAGGAGAAGGCCAGGGCUCUUGCUCGAACCCCUGCGCCAGCUCCUGCAACCAAGAAGCCCCGUGCCCGAAAGCGCCGUCAGACCGCGGCCGCACAUGCCGCCGAUGAGCCCGCUGCAGCUGCCCCCGUCACCACUACCGAGACCGGGACCGGUGGACGCAAGUCACAGCGUCGCCGUCGCCAGACCGCUCCUGCUGCUGCUGUUCUUUCUCCUACCUCUCCUACUUCUCCUCCGACUACUGCGACAAAGGUCCAGUCCUCGGGCCCGGCUGCCGCCGUCACCACCGUUGCUACCGAAGGCGAUAAACCUAAGGUGCAGCGGCUCCGGUUGACCUUGAAGCCGGAGUCCAAGACUGAGACCCCCGGGAAUGAGGCCUCUGCUUCCAAGCAAGCCCCCGCCGUGCAGCCCCCUUCCUCCCCCGCCCCCUCACGUGCGCCGUCCCCCGCACCUACUAACAAGCGCCGCCGCCGCCGGGGCGUGUGA
Messenger RNA from Penicillium coprophilum, 1818 nucleotides. RefSeq names its product putative GPI-anchored cell surface glycoprotein. The transcript has a single exon. Bases 1 to 1818 code for a protein of 605 amino acids. The record is from RefSeq and is a predicted model, not a curated record. Lineage: Eukaryota; Fungi; Ascomycota; Eurotiomycetes; Eurotiales; Aspergillaceae.